AUGGAGAUCUUUAUCAAGGCAGAGAACUACCAAGUCUGGAGGGUCAUCGAGGUUGGUGAUUUCGAAGUCACCAAAACUAAUGCUCAAAAUGAGGUAAUCCCUAAGCCUAUGUCUGAAUAUGAAAAAGAGGAUUUUGAUAAAAUGGAAAUAAAUGCUAUGGCUAUGAAAUUGCUCCACUGUGGACUUGGACCUCACGAACACAAUCGUGUUAUGGGGUGCAAGAUCGCUAAGGAAAUCUGGGAUUUGCUGCAGAUUACUCAUGAAGGAACUAAUGAGGUUAAACACUCAAAAAUCGAUCUACUUAUGUCCAAGUAUGAAAGAUUUGAAGUGCAGCCUAAGGAAACCAUUCAAGAGAUGCUAACCCGUUUUACUAACAUCAUAAAUGAGUUGGUUUCCCUUGGUAGACAGAUUCCUACAGAUGAGCAGGUUAGGAAGAUUCUUAGAAGUCUUCCACAAGAUGAGAGGUGGAGAGCUAAGGUGACAACCCUUCAGGAAACGAAGGACUUUACCAAGUUCAAUAUUGAACAACUAGCAGGUUCUCUCAUGACUCAUGAGCUACACCUUGGAGUCAACAAUGAACCCAUGAGGAACAAGGGAUUGGCUCUUAAGGCGUAUGAGGAGGAAGACUCAGAAGUGGACGAGGAUGACGCUGCCCUAAUUGUGCGAAGAUUCAAAAAGAUGUUCAAGAAAGGCCGAACCUCAAGGAACUUCGGGAAAAAGACCUCAAAUCUAAAGCCUGACUACAGCUGCCACAAGUGUGGAUCCCCAGAUCACUUUAUCAGAGAUUGUCCCCUUUGGGAAAAUGAUAAAGGAAAAGGAAAGGCUAAGGAACAGGGAAGAGAAAAAUUCAGCAAAGAAAACUAUCAGAAGUCAGACAUGAGGAAGGCCAUGAUAACAGCCUGGGGAGACUUAGAGAGUGAAAAAGAAGAUGAUGACCAGCCAGAAGAGGAGACGGCCAAUCUUUGUUUGAUGGCCAAAUCAGAUGAUGAAAAAGCUUACCUUGAAGAACUCCCAAAAGAGGUAUUUCUUGAUCCUAAACAGCUUAAAACACUCUCUAAAGAUGUCUUAAUAGAUAUAUGUCUUGAAGAAGAAGAAUUUUUUAGAGAUACAUGUGUAAAGUUGAACAAAUGUGAAAAAGCUCUUAAGGUUUGCAAAGAACAUGGUGCUUGGUUGGAAAAAGCCUAUGCCAAGUCUCAAAGCAAAUUAAGAGAGCUUGAUUUUAAAUACAAACACAUAACUAAGAUAGCUGAUAGGAUUAAGAAUGAAAGUAUUCUUCUGAAUGUUGAAUUAACUCAGUGUAAGCUCAUAAAUUCUGAUAUCAGUUCUAGCAGUUCCUCAAGCGAUCAGUUGCUUAAAUUCAAUGUUGAUUUUGAAAAUUUGAAAAAUGAGCUUUCUACUUUAAAAACUCAAAAGGAUCAACUUGAAUCUGAACUGAAUGCUAGAAAGGAUAGAAGUAUUGACCCAAAAGUUAUACCUAAGUGGAUAGCUGAAGCUCAAGGAAAAAGAACUGAAGGCCUUGGCUAUAUGACCAAGAGGAAAGGUAAGCAAAAGAAAUAUGUUGAGCUUCCUAGCAGGAAGGUAUGCACUUUUUGUGGUAAGUCUGGACAUCUCUUUGGACAGUGUAGGAUAAGAGAAGAAGCUGAUAAAAGAAAUGUAAAACAAGUGUGGGUCAAGAAAACUGAUAUUGCAUCUAUGUCUAAGGAACCCAAGGAAACCUAG
Molecule: messenger RNA, 1719 nt
Organism: Chenopodium quinoa (quinoa)
Lineage: Eukaryota; Viridiplantae; Streptophyta; Magnoliopsida; Caryophyllales; Amaranthaceae
Exons: 1
Coding region: 1-1719 (572 amino acids)
Molecular function (GO): zinc ion binding; nucleic acid binding
Source: RefSeq, a predicted model, not a curated record